Magallana angulata is the source of this 753-nucleotide messenger RNA. RefSeq lists its product as uncharacterized. NCBI's taxonomy places the organism in Eukaryota, Metazoa, Mollusca, Bivalvia, Ostreida, Ostreidae. The record is from RefSeq and is a predicted model, not a curated record. Gene Ontology annotation, cellular component: nucleus.
AUGGGCGGAACACGAAACCCAAACUUCUCCGAGGCCGAAAUCCAAAUACUAGUAUUAUUAGACGAAGUUGAGAAUAAUAGGACCGUGAUUUUUUCAAAAUUGUCUUUUACCGUCACCAACAACCAGAAAAGAAGAGUUUGGGAAAAUAUGUGUUAAAGUAAACUCUGGGUUUACCACUCUCUGAACACAAGGCGCCAUGUCAGGACCGUGGAAGAGGUUAGAAAGAAAUUAUCAGCAUAUACAAGCGAAACAAAAAAGAAAAUCGUUGACAGCAGGAGAGAGGCUACAAGGACAGGGGGAGGGGUGAACCCCCCAUCAGAGCUGACGCCCCUCCAGGAAAAAGUUUCGGGGAUUUUGGGGAACACUCCCAUUGACGGGAUAGAAGGUGGCCUAGAAGUCUGCGGGGAUACAUCCUCAUCCUCUUUGUCGUCUUCAUUGUCCUCGUGCAGAGAUGAAGACAAUACAGAUCAUCCCGAGAUGGCUGAAACUUCUUCCCCCUUAGCACUCGAAACUCCGAGUCGACCAAUGAAGAGGCUACGACUUACGGAAAAAGAAGGUUAUGAAGAAAGUCUACUGAAGAUCGAAGGACAGAAACUGGAGGUACAAAGAGAAAUACUACGCAUUGAAACUGAGAGACUGGACGUUGAGAGACAACGACUUGCUAUUGAGCAGCAGUGUCUCUUAAUCGAACAACAGAGGCACACAGUGUACUUGGCGCAGAGAGGAGUUACCUUUGAAGUGACUGAAAAUUGA